AUGCCGUCUUCGUGGAAAACUGCGCUUGAUGGCUUGGACUGCACCACUCUGCAGGAGAUAGCAUCUCUCUGUAGCAUUCCCAGGGAGCACAUCGAGGAUGUGUACAGGUGCACCCCUUUCCAAAUGGGAAUUGCGGCAGACUCAAACAAACGGGAUGCGACCUAUGUACAACGCUUUGUACUCUCUCUGAAGGCCGGAUUGGACAUUGACCGCCUGUGCCAUGCCGUCCGCGAAGUUAUCGCCCUUAACGCAGCCCUCCGCACACGCAUAGUAGACUGCGACUUGGGCAUCGUUCAGGUGGUACUGAAAGAUGAAACCUCGACGGACACGCAACAGACAAAUCUGAGCCUGGAACAGUAUUUAGGGCUGGACAGGUCUCGUCCGAUGGGGCUUGGAAUGCCGCUGGUUCGAUCGGCCAUCACCAAAGGCGGCGAGAAAUGGGUCUUGACAAUGCAUCACUCCAUAUCCGACCACACCUCCGCUCUAGCUCUGAUUGCGGAUGUCGCGCAGAUCUGCCAGGGGCAAUGCCCAAGGCCGCGGGCGCCGUUCAAGGACUUUGUCGUGCACGUCAACUCGAUCGAGGAAUCAAAGGCGAGAAAUUUCUGGGCAGCCCAGUUUACGAGUAGCCCCAGCAUCUUCCCCGAGGUAGCUAAAAGCCAUACAGUGGACGCAAACAACCACAUCAACCGCAAGAUCCGGAUCCCUCGCCAGCAGGUGGUGCUUUCCUUGCUCCCGGCGUAUGUCGAAUGCGCCUGGGCAUUGACCGCACACGUGUACCAAAGAGGUGAUAGUGUGGCAUACGGGACAGUGUACUCUGGACGUCCUCCAUCUUUAGGCGGGCUUGAGACAACCUCAGGACCUACCAUCGCAACUGUUCCUGUCCAGGUUGCCGUAGAUGGGUCGGACAGUGUAGAAGACAUGGUCAGAAAGAGGCAACAAGCUAGGCGCAAGAUACAGGCCAGUGGCGCAUUUCUCCAAUUUGGAAUGGCCAACAUAAGGAAGGCCAGCGACGCGGCUAGAAAAGCGGCGGAAUUCCAAACAUUGCUCAACAUUCGGCACACGGCUGAGUCAAGCUCGAAUUCAGCGAUGAUCCGUUUCGAUGGCGAGGACGAUGUUCAUCGAGCUUUUGCGCUAUGUCUCACGUGCACUAUUGGGGACGACGAGAUAGUAGUGGAUGCGGAGUUCGACGACAUCGUCAUGAGUUCGGCGACAAUCGGUCGUGUGUUGACGCAGCUGGAGCAUAUUUUGCGGACACUGGCAAAAGCUGGCCCCAAGAGCCGGGUGGGAGACAUAGUGCUGCUCAGCGCCCACGACCGCUUGCAGACGCUCAGGUGGAAUGCUGCCGUGGCCGAGCCCAUGGAAGAGUGUUUGCAUGACAUGGUAGGCCGCACUGUACUUGCGCAGCCGGACGAGGUGGCAAUCGAUGCAUGGGAUGGCAAGAUGGUCUAUCACGAGCUGCAUGCCCAGUCUCGCCGCUUGGCCCACACGCUGCGCCAGCGCGGAGUCCAGAGGGAAAGUAUGGUCCCCUGCCUGUUUGAGCGAUCGCUGUGGUCGGUGGUGGCGACACUAGGCGUUUUGAUCGCAGGCGGCGUAUGUGUACCGCUGGACCCUACCCACCCGCGUGCACGCCACGAGGCUAUCCUGUCGCGCACGAAGUCCGCCGUUGUCCUGACAUCGCCUGCUCUUACCCGCACGGCUGCAGGCCUAGGCCCAGCCGUGGUCGUUGUGUCCGAGGAGAUGAUGGGGGAGCCACCGGUGGCCACAUCAGACGGUGGAGGCGACGGCGGCAUCAACCAGAGUCGCCACCAAGAUCUCGCGCCCGCCGCCACGCCCGGCAACGCCGCAUACAUCAUCUUCACCUCUGGCAGUACUGGCGUUCCCAAGGGGGUGGUUCUGGAGCAUCGUGCCCUCGCCACAGCUCUGACGUCCAUUGGGCCGCGUGUUGGCUGGCAGCGCGGUUUGCGGCUGCUACAGUUUACUGCUCAGGUGUGGGAUGCAAGCAUUGCCGAGAUCUUCGGAGCUCUUCUCUUCGGAGGCUGCUUGUGUAUCCCCUCCAACACCUCCCGGGAAUCUGGCCUAGCGGACUACAUCCGUGCGUCGAGCGUGGAUUGGGUCUUUCAGACUCCGACCGGAAUCCGCAAUCUUGCGCCGGGCGAUGUGCCAUCAGUCAAGACACUCGUUUCCGGAGGCGAGCGUAUCCCACAAGACGCCGCCAGUACUUGGGGUUCCAAGCUCCGCUUCAUCAAUGGAUGGGGCCCUUGCGAGACCUCUAUCUUUGCUGCUUUUGCUGAACUGAGCCCAGCAUCCCCAUACCCAGAGACUAUAGGCACGCCAGUCGGCUGCGCAAUCUGGAUCACCGACCCGGAGAACGUGAACAGACUAGUCCCAGUCGGCGCUGUCGGCGAGCUUGUCGUCGAAGGGGCCACUGUCGCACGUGGCUACCUGCAAGAUCAUGGCAAAACAGCCGCAGCUUUUGUUGAUCCUCCGACUUGGGCACCAAGACGCUCGAGCGCCAUGACGCUCGCUCGACGCUUCUAUCGUACCGGAGACUUGGGCAAGUACAACGCUGACGGCAGUAUCUGCUUUCUGGGAAGACAGGAUCACCAGAUCAAACUUCGAGGCCAGCGCUUCGAGCCCGGAGAAGUCGAGACUGUCCUGGAGACGUGCGUUGGCGUGCGCAACAUCGUCGUGACCACGCACAGGGCACCAUCUGGCCGGACAGAAGUGGUUGCGGUCCUCACCCUGUCCCACCCACAGCUCCCUGGAAGAGCAACGCUGGAAAAGCAUCCUCAUAACCUUCAGGAACUUGUGUCGACGCUGAUCGGCAGCAUCUCCGCCCACGUCAGAGCGAGGGUCCCUGCAUAUAUGGUCCCAACAGCGUGGAUCCCAGUGCAGGAAAUCCCCCGGGCAGCCUCGAACAAGAUCGAUCGAACGACCAUCUGCGAGUGGCUGCAAGGUAAAGAUGUUGCCGGUGAGAGCAUGCUAUCCGCCGAGGUCCUGGCUGAUUCUUCAACAUCUUCUCCUGCAUCUCCUGCGGAAGAGAUUCUGCGCGCUGUAUGGUCUAGCGUCCUGGCAAUGCCCGAAGAUGAGAUAGGACGAGAAUGCUCUUUCUUACACCUCGGAGGUGAUUCCAUCAUGGCCAUGCAAGUCGCAACACGAUGUCGAAAACGUGGUCUGCAGAUAUCGGUGGCGACACUUAUGCGAACGACGGCGGGGAACGGGCAGGGAGCUCCUGUCGAGCCGACGCACAAGCAUCUUGUCCGUCAGGUCGUGCAGCGUACGCCCGGCUUGCGCGAGGCCGACAUCGAGAGCGUGGCCUUGGCCACCGACGCGCAAGCGUGGAUGCUGGCCGUCGGCGAGGUGGCAGACGACGGCUUCAGCAACGAGAUCUACGUCGACUGUGCAGAUGGUUUGGAUGCGGCUCGUCUUCGCCGCGCGUGCGAGCUGGUCGUGGCACGGCACGCAACGCUGCGCACCGCCUUUGUGCCCGUGGGCGAUUCGCUGUACCAGGUGGUGCUGGGAAACAUCGAUACGGCCACGGACCCGGCCACCACCAGCCGCAGUCCUCGCCGAGAGCUCUGGCGACGCCGCUUCGCCGGCUUUCAUCUGGACCGGCUCUCGCGCCACGGCAGUCAGUGUCACCGCCUCCGCCUGAACAUCCACCACGCCCUCUACGACGCCCUGUACCUCGACAUGAUCGUGCAAGACGUCGCCGCGGCAUACUGCAACGGACCGCUGGCCGCCGGAUUGCACUUCCACGACUGGCUCACGCAUCAGACGGCCGCCCCCGACGCUGCCGCGGCUCGCCGCUUCUGGCAAGCCACGCUCCGCCGUUCGGCCAUGACCUGGCUGGCCCCGCCGCAAGGCCCAUGCCGCCUGCACACCCAAAGUGCCCGCGUGCGCCGGACCGUCGGUCGUCGCGCGCUGCUUCUACCGUCCGCCGCCGAGGCCAGCGUGCUCAAGGCAGCCUGGGCGACUGUGCUCGCACAUGCUGUCGGUGGCGACGACGUCGUGUUUGGUCAGGUCACGGCGAACAGAGACUCGCCCACGGACCAAGUGCUCGGCCCCUGCGUCAACAUCCUCCCGGUGCGGGCCGCGAUCGGCGUCGCUGCGUCGUUCCGUGCUCUGGUGCAGCAGCUCGAUCAGCAGCAGCGCGCCUCGAUACCCCAUCAGCACCUGGGCUUCCGCUCCAUCAUUCGUGACUGCACCGCCUGGCCAUCCUGGACGCGGUUCAGCUCGCUUCUGGUGUACCAGAAUCAUGACGCUAUGAUCCUCGACGAUGGAUCCACGCAUUUCGAGAUGGGAGGAGCGAGCUGCCGCCUUUCCGGACUCGGGAGGCCAGCAGAUGCAAGUGAUGUAUGGGUCAUUGCCCAGCCGGGCGCUGCAGACGUGGACCUGGAGCUGCGGUACACCCCUACCGUGGUGUCGGCCGCGCAGGCGGAGUGGCUCGCCGAAGCUCUUGUGAGGGUCCUUGAGCAGCGUGUCGUUCGUAUGGACUCGCCCAACUUGGAAUCCUACCAGACGGCAGGCGACGACGCCGCCAACAGCUGUGUUCCCGGAGACAUGAACCACGUGCCCCAAACCAACAGUCCAUGCGUCAAGGACGAGGCCCGACAAACUGUGAGUGAUGCAUGGAGGCAAGUGGGUCUGCUGCCCCAAGACAAGAGUGAUGACGAGGACGUUUCCAUGUUCAAUUGUGGUGGUGAUGUGGUCACGGCACUGCUACUAUCAGACUUCUUUCGAUCGCGUGGGCAUGCUGUAGGCGUGGCGGAUAUUAUUCGACACCCGACUCGACCGAUGCAAAACGCUCUUCUCAGUACCUGUAGCUAG
Messenger RNA from Zasmidium cellare ATCC 36951, 4830 nucleotides. RefSeq lists its product as uncharacterized. Gene Ontology annotation, biological process: secondary metabolite biosynthetic process; amino acid activation for nonribosomal peptide biosynthetic process. The coding region runs from base 1 to 4830 and encodes 1609 amino acids. Gene Ontology annotation, molecular function: catalytic activity; phosphopantetheine binding. The record is from RefSeq and is a predicted model, not a curated record. Gene Ontology annotation, cellular component: cytoplasm. The transcript has 3 exons. NCBI's taxonomy places the organism in Eukaryota, Fungi, Ascomycota, Dothideomycetes, Mycosphaerellales, Mycosphaerellaceae.